Molecule: messenger RNA, 183 nt
Organism: Beauveria bassiana ARSEF 2860
Lineage: Eukaryota; Fungi; Ascomycota; Sordariomycetes; Hypocreales; Cordycipitaceae
Exons: 2
Coding region: 1-183 (60 amino acids)
Source: RefSeq, a predicted model, not a curated record
AUGGCGUCGCCGGCGCGCGUGAACCUGGGCAGCAACAAGUUUUCUCCGUCGCGCACGGCGCAAAACGGCGCAAACAUGGUCAAUGAGCUGGUCAAGGCGCAAGAUGAGAGGCUACACGACGAGCUCGAUGAACGCGACAUUGGUGAUCCUGGCGCGCAGAUGCGCAGCGCAUGUUUCGCCUAA